Molecule: messenger RNA, 1115 nt
Organism: Ascoidea rubescens DSM 1968
Lineage: Eukaryota; Fungi; Ascomycota; Saccharomycetes; Ascoideales; Ascoideaceae
Product: coiled-coil-helix-coiled-coil-helix domain-containing protein
Exons: 1
Coding region: 91-963 (290 amino acids)
Biological process (GO): protein import into mitochondrial intermembrane space
Cellular component (GO): mitochondrial intermembrane space
Molecular function (GO): protein-disulfide reductase activity
Source: RefSeq, a predicted model, not a curated record
UUUGAAUCUUCAAGUAGAUUGAGCUCAUCUGUGCUUUGUUGAUAAUUUUUAUUUAGAUUUUUACAAUAAUUUAUUAAUUUGUUUCUAAAAAUGCAAAGAGUGAUAUUCAGGUCAUCUUCAAGAUUAGCAUCUCGAUACAUUGCUAAACCAGUUCUAACUAAUAGAUUAACAAUACUUAGCAGUUUAAAAUAUCGAAAUUAUUCAUCUGGGAGUCAUGGAAAUAAGAAUGAAGAUGAUGAGAAGUAUUAUAAACUACUAGUACCUGGCACAUUUGUUGCAGCUACAGCACUUUUAUAUUAUGCCAAUUUACCAGCGAAAAAAAAGAAAGUAGCGGCAUCAGCUGAGGAACCUAGUAAGGCAAGUGAGUUCACUGAUGAGGUUGAAGAAGUUGAAGAAGUUGGAGUAGCUGAAGCAGAACCUGAACAAACUGAAGAGACUAAAACGAGUGAAAAGGCAGUAGAAGAAGGUUCUGAUGAGGAGGUACAGCAGGAGAAAUCCAGUUCUCCAGAAGAAGAGAGCAAAGAAGUUAAAGAGACUAAAGAGUUUGAAGAAACUAAAAAAGGAACGAGCGCUGAACCAAGUGAAGCUGGAGCAGCAUACAAUCCAGAAACAGGAGAGAUUAAUUGGGAUUGUCCAUGUCUUGGAGGUAUGGCAAAUGGACCUUGUGGAGAGGAAUUCAAAGCAGCAUUUUCAUGUUUCGUUUACUCUGAGAGCGAACCUAAGGGUUAUGAUUGUCUUGAGAAGUUCAGGGAUAUGCAAACAUGUUUUAGGUUGUAUCCAGAUGUUUAUAGCGAAGAAUUGAGGGACGAGGAAGAUAAUGUUGUUGAAAAAGAUGGUAAAGAUGGUAAAGAUGGUAACGGAAGAAGUGCGGAAGAGGAGUUACAAGCUUUAGAAGAAAAAAUGGAAAAGGAAAAUGCGAAGUUGAAGGAGUUGAAGGAGUCUAGUGAGUCGAAAGAACCAUGAUUUUUUUUAUUUGUGAAUUGAGAUAUGGAUAUUCUAGUUGUAAGUAGAAAGUUGUAAAUAUGUUUUUAUUUUAUUUUAUUUUAAAUAUAUAAUAGAGUAGUUUAAAAUAAGACAAGAGUAAGAUAAAUGUAAGAUUAAGAUAAAAGAGCAAA